AUGGCGUCUCCUCAACAAAUCCGUACCCCGAUCACUGAUCUGCUUAAGAUCAACCACCCCGUCCUGCUGGCAGGCAUGAACGUGGCUGCGGGACCCAAGCUGGCCGCCGCUGUCACCAACGCCGGUGGUCUGGGUGUUAUCGGUGGCGUUGGCUACACCCCCGAGAUGCUCCGCGAGCAGAUCGCCGAACUCAAGAGCUACCUGCACAACAAGAACGCCCCCUUCGGUGUCGACCUUCUCCUUCCCCAGGUUGGCGGCAGUGCUCGCAAGACCAACUACGACUACACCAAGGGCAAGCUCGGUGAGCUCGUUGAUAUUAUCAUCCAGGAAAAGGCUAGCCUUUUCGUCUCCGCUGUCGGUGUCCCCCCCCAAGGCUGUCGUCGAUAA
Messenger RNA from Penicillium crustosum, 387 nucleotides. RefSeq lists its product as uncharacterized. Gene Ontology annotation, molecular function: nitronate monooxygenase activity. The coding region runs from base 1 to 387 and encodes 128 amino acids. The record is from RefSeq and is a predicted model, not a curated record. Lineage: Eukaryota; Fungi; Ascomycota; Eurotiomycetes; Eurotiales; Aspergillaceae. The transcript has 3 exons.